AUGUCAGACAUCAAAAAAAUUAGUAUUGUUUUAGAUUUAUUGUAUUUCUUUACAUUUGAGCAUAACUAUUAUAAAGAAGAAAUAAUAGAUUAUAAACUUGUUGCAACUAUUGAAAUAGCAGAAGAAAAGUUAUUUACAGAACAAGAACAUGAAGAACAUUCUAAUACAGAUUUUAAAGAUAAACAAACUGACAAAACUAGUAAAAAAUCCUAUAAAAGAGAUGAAAAAAAUCAAAGAGACCAGGAAGGUUAG
Messenger RNA from Cetraspora pellucida, 252 nucleotides. The record is from the annotation of a GenBank genome assembly. NCBI's taxonomy places the organism in Eukaryota, Fungi, Glomeromycota, Glomeromycetes, Diversisporales, Gigasporaceae.